CCUAUUUCAAAGGCGUGUCAUACAUUCCGGCAGAUAUAAGAAAAUUGCAACGGGAAGCGUUUAACGCCAUAAAAUCAAUCAUGCCUGUUAUAAAAUUUCUGACUUCCGAUGAUAUAAUUAUUGAAACAGACGAUCAAAUAGCCCAGUGCUCGGACAUAAUUAGGCCUUUACUAGAUAUGUGCUCUACAGAAGAGGGUGAUCUGCCAAAGCUGAAAGUGAGUGCAGCUAUUUUGCGCAAAGUUAUUGAAUGGGCCGAACAUCACAAAUAUGAUCCUUCAGGGGACGCACAGUGCACCACUGAUCCGUGGGACACUCAGUUUAUCAGUGUUGACCAACCCACACUCUUCGAACUGAUCCAAGCUGCCAAUUAUUUGAAUAUCAAGGGGUUACUCACGCUCACCUGCAAGGCAGUGGCCAACAUGAUCACAGGCAAGACCCCAGAAGAAAUACGGAAGCUAUUCGAAAUAAAAACUAAUUCCGCUCGCGCCGGAGAAUACUACGAUUGAUUUAUAAAGAACUAACUUAGUUGUUACAUUAUUAACAAUAUAAUAAAUUUGUACUCAUUUUUUAGCAAACUUGUGGUAGACAUCUAUGAAAUGUUUGUCAGUGGCAGUGUAUAGAAUUCGAUUCAUUUAUAAAUAAAUCAACUCGCCAGGAAGUUUUUAUUAUUUGAAAGCAUCAUGUCUGGGCUAAAUCCAUAUAAGCAUUUUCUAAAUUUUAUCUGUAAGCUGUCGCCGCACGGAAGGAUUUGUGAGGCCCAUUUAAGGGCUGAACAUCCCGAGUGUUUUCGGCAAAAAUCCAGAAUUUAUGUACUAUUGGAACUACCACAGAGGGCAUGGAGGCAUAUGUUCUCUGGAGAUCACUGUCAUGAUGUGCACUAUUCGCAUCAUUACGAUUUCUGUCCGAUGUCGCUUCAUGGGCACGAUUCCUCCAUUUUAGGCUGUGCGCUUAAAAUUCUAAUAAUACUUGCCGUCAGCAUCGGAAUUUUGUAUGCCGUAUUUAAGGUGACUGCACAAAGACGUGCUUCGCUUCAAUAAACAGAUGCAAUGGAACCUGCUUAUAACUUCAAAUUUCUAGAAUCUAAGUUAUUGGAAAGAAUAUCGAAACAUAAAGGGCAACCUCUUAUACAAGACAUCAGUAAUAUACUCGCAAAUUACCAGUUCGUAUUACUCUCGGCAAUCAUAAUUGGCGGCAGCUACAUUCCAAUAAUUAAUUUGGUCAAGAUAUUUGCAGAAACAAUAGUUUUCAUACUAUUAAUGCAUAUGGCAUACAUAUCACAUACAUAUGGCAAACAUCCUCACAUCGCAACAUCAAUGGCAGGCUCUGGAAACUCGUCCAAAAAAAAAAUGAUAUUACCAUCUUCUUAAUGCAUGUUUCCCGAAAU
This is a messenger RNA of Drosophila montana, 1384 nucleotides long. RefSeq names its product S-phase kinase-associated protein 1-like. Gene Ontology annotation, molecular function: cullin family protein binding. Lineage: Eukaryota; Metazoa; Arthropoda; Insecta; Diptera; Drosophilidae. The record is from RefSeq and is a predicted model, not a curated record. Gene Ontology annotation, cellular component: cytoplasm; nucleus. The coding region runs from base 81 to 506 and encodes 141 amino acids. The transcript is spliced from 3 exons. Gene Ontology annotation, biological process: SCF-dependent proteasomal ubiquitin-dependent protein catabolic process.